Molecule: messenger RNA, 1072 nt
Organism: Pecten maximus
Lineage: Eukaryota; Metazoa; Mollusca; Bivalvia; Pectinida; Pectinidae
Product: bis(5'-nucleosyl)-tetraphosphatase [asymmetrical]-like
Exons: 2
Coding region: 247-693 (148 amino acids)
Biological process (GO): AMP biosynthetic process; ATP biosynthetic process
Molecular function (GO): bis(5'-nucleosyl)-tetraphosphatase (asymmetrical) activity
Source: RefSeq, a predicted model, not a curated record
AAAGCAGUCGAUAAAUACCACCUCGACUGUUAAGAUUAGUAGCCCAGAUCUAUCUUCCGAUCACCGCACAUAAAUUGUUUCCCAUUUCUUACGUUCUAUAACACCCGACAAUUUGUGGACCAGCCAAUUCGUCCUUACAAUAUCAACGUACAACUUUGGACAUACCGAGGCCGUUUUCGUUUUUGCGGUCCAAACGGACGGACCGGUCUGAUCGCGAAAACGCAAACGUCCAGAACUCCUAAAGUCAUGAUGGCAGGAAAGGAGGUUGUAGCUGCCGGCUUUAUUGUUUUUCGGUCACUGUCGUCUGAAAUACAAUACCUUUUGCUUCAGACAUCGUAUGGGCAACACCACUGGACACCACCAAAAGGUCAUGUUGAUCCUGGAGAGUCUGAAUUUGAAACAGCACUGAGAGAAACGGCAGAAGAGGCAGGUUUGAACAAGUCACACCUGGAGAUCGUAGAUAAUUUCAAAAAAACAUUACACUAUCCUGUGAAUGGACGACCAAAGAGAGUUGUGUAUUGGUUGGCAAAAAUGAAAGAUCCUGAAAUGCCUGUUACUCUGUCUGAUGAACACAUUGACUUUAAGUGGUUGAAACUGGAGGAAGCAAAUAAACUCAUUUCCCAAUAUAAAGACAUGCAAACAGUUUUUAAUGAAACAGAUGAAUUCCUUAAAACUAAAGGCAACAAUUUGUGAUAAUACUUGUGAGUUUUGUUUUGUGUGUUUUUUUGGGGUUUUUUUUCAUUUAUUUCAAAUACACGUUUCCUCACAAUAUGUCACCUAAGAGAACUGUGGAUGACAAUUUAAAAAAAAAAUGUGACAGUUUAGUAAAGCUAGGCUUGUUUGACUUUGUAUACCGGUACUCGUUAAUAUUGAAUAAUGUCAGCCUGUGUGACAUUUUGCAAUUUGAAAGGCCAGUUCAAACUAUUCAAAUUAUAUGCUUCACCUCAUAUUGAUGAUAACAACUAUUUUUUUUCAAUUGAUUCAAUAUUUGAAUUUUUUAAUGAAAUAGUAUUCUGGUCUUUUGUAUUCAAAUGCUUAUAGCUUGAAAUUAAAGUCUGUAACAUGCCCUUGA